GAUCAUUGAAGCGACUAAGCGAGAUAGAGAGCGGAGCACGGGAAGGAACUGCCGAACUGAAGCGCGCAAAUCUGCAACACGCCAACACGGAGUCCGGAGCAACCAAAGACGACGGAGGGUGACCACGGACCACUCCUUCGGCCCUUCGUCUGAUAUCCGACUCAAUCUCCGGUGCGACGACCGACGGUCCUCCGAUCACUCCUCCUAUCUCCAGUGAAACUAGGUCUCCACUGAAUUGAAAGCUAGAUCCGCCGCUGCUACUAGAAAUGUUAUGGAGUUCUAGACACCUAUUCAAACUAUCACGCAGAUCAACGAAAUGUGGGUUUCUCCCAUCAAUUAACUAUCCAUUGAUCAACACUCAUCAAAAUUCUUUCUCUACUAUUUCUGGGAGUUCCAAAGUUAUCCUAACCCCGCAAGUCGUACAAUCUACUAUAUUGAAUAGUCAUUCUGAUGUAAUUUCUCUUUCCUUCUUCUUUUGGUGUGCUAAGCAACCUAAUUACUUCCAUGACAAGGCAACUUGUGUUCACAUGGUUAAUGUAGUCUCUCGCCUCACUCAGAGGUUUGUAACCAUAAAAGGUGUUCUGGAUGAAUUGGAGAGUGCUGGUACUCUGAUAAAGCCACACGUUUUAUUACUUCUAUUAAGAAUUUACUGGCUUGGAAGAAUGCACGAUAUGGUCAUUGAGGCUUUUGGAGAGAUUCUCAGGUAUGGCUACACGCCAAACACAUUUUCUAGGAACAUAUUGAUGGAUGUAUUGUUCAAGGUUGGUUGCGCAAGUGUUGCACUUCAAGUUUUGAAGGAGACAGAGUCACCAAAUUUCCUAACCUUCAGCAUUUCCAUCAGCAAUCUGUGUAAACUCAAAGAUAUGGUUAAUCUCCGAUCUGUACUAAGGACCAUGCUGAGGAAUGGAUAUUAUCUUAACUCCGAGACAUUUUCGUCUGUUUUGAGCUGUUAUUGCAAAUUGGGUCAAUUAUCACAGGCUACCCAAUUAUUAGGUCUUAUGAUUGCCUUGGGUGUUCCUACAUGCGUCAUUGUUUGGAGUAUAGUAAUAAAUGGAUAUUCUAAAUCCGACAAACUCGAUUAUGCCAGUCAUUUGCUAAAUAAGAUGGUGUCUAGUGGAUGCAUGCCAAAUAUGAUCACAUGCACAUCUUUGGUGAAGGGAUAUUUGGAAUCUCAGAUGCCUAGUAAAGCUUUAAAAAUCCUAGACACCAUGAAGUCCAUAGGGUGUUACCCUGAUUUGAUUAUGUGCAAUGUGCUUAUACAUUGUCUCUCAAAAACAGGGAAUUAUGAUGAAGCAAUUGAUGUUUUCUGUAGUUUAGGGGAACGAGGACUGACCCCUGAUUCUUACACACUUUCUUCUAUCAUGUCAACAGUUUGUUUAUGCAAGGAAUUCACCCUCUUGCCUAUACUCAUCAAUGGAUUGGAUAUACAUGCCGAUUUAGUUGUUUGUAACUCCUUUUUAAGCUUUUUUUGCAAAGCCGGUUAUCCUAAAGGUGCUGUUGAGUUUUAUAAUGAUAUGAUAUAUAGAGGUUUCCAACCAGACAAUUACACAUUUGCAGGAUUAUUGAGUGGGUUAUGCAGGUUAGGCAAGACAUCUCAGGCUGUUGAUGUGUACGAGGGUAUUGUCAAGAAUCAAGAUGGGCUAGAUGCUCAUAUUCACACUGUGAUCAUUAAUGAACUUAUAAAAUCGGGUGAAUUUCACCAAGCCAUCAGAUUAUUCAGGAAAGCCGCAAAAGAGAAACUUCAUCUGGAUGUUGUUUCAUAUACUGUUGCUAUUGAUGGACUGGUCAAAGGUGGUCUUGUUGAAGAUGCGUAUGUUGUGUUUAACAUGAUGAAAGAAAUUGGUUUGGCCCCAAAUAUAUACACUUACAGUUUUAUGUUAUCUGGAUUGUGCGAGAAUGUAGAUGUUAGUACUAUAAAAAGGAUACUUGUUGAGAUGGUUGAUGGAGGCAUUAAGCUUAACUAUAUUACUUUCCGGUUAAUGAAGAACAUUCUGCGCAAAAGACGUCAUUCAAGUCUAGUACUUAAUUUUUUCAUGGAGUUGUGUGAUAAAGCUGUUCAUGAUUUAAAUGUCAAAGAUGUCUUCUCAGAUAACAACCACCAUUUACUUGUUCUUGACACUGACACAUCCAGCUCUGAAGACAUUCUUGAUGUAGCCGCUUCAGUAGGUUGAGCGCGGGUCCCACAAACAGAAAUUGUAAAGAGUAUGUAAUCUUUUGGGGGUUGAGUAUCAGCAGAGAGCCUUAUCUCCAGCAUGAAGCUCCAAUUGGUUUCCAAAAGAAGACUCUUGUUGGCAUGUUGCAUCAAUGUAGAACUAUUUAAUUGUGGGUCAAUGAUGAUUGAUUCAGUCAAUGACAUUACUAAAUUGAAAGUUAUGAGUUUCGGUCUAAAUAAAUAGAUGUGCUGAUGAAGAAGAGGGAUAUGAAGAAGAAGAUCAACCCGUCUUCAGCCAAUUCCCACAGGCAUCUUGUUCUGAAAUACGCAAUCACCUCGAGACUAAUAAUAGUUUUCUUAAUACUUCUCUGGCGAUGUCUUCUUAGCCCCUAUGACACCUCAGCUUCCAUAAACCCUAGCUGCCUCCUUUCUGAAUUGAACUCAUACUCUCCGCCAGUUCUCCUCCCUCGUUUGGCGGCGGCAAUUGAGGAUAGCAUUGUCUGGGACAGCGUAUACUUUGUUCGGAUUGCGCAGUGCGGCUAUGAAUACGAACACUACUAUGCGUUCUUCCCUCUCCUUCCCGUUUCCUUAUCCCUGCUCUCCAGAACAGGGCUGUUCUUGGAUUAUCUGGUUAUGUGCUCAAUAACAUUGCAUUUGUCUUAGCUGCUCUGUUUCUUUACAGGCUUUCAAUAGCUGUUGUGAAGGACUCGGAGCUAGCACUGAGAGCUUCAAUACUGUUUUGCUUUAAUCCUGCUUCCAUUUUUUACUCAUCAAUAUAUACUGAGAGCCUCUAUGCGCUUUUUUCAAUUGGAGGUUUAUAUUACUUCACUAGUGGUGCAAGAAAUAUUGCAACACUUUGGUUUGCUCUCUCCGGGUUUUCAAGGUCAAAUGGAAUACUUAAUGCAGGCUAUAUAUGUUUUCAGACGAUGCACUCGGUUUACACUUUUGCUGCUCUCCGUAAACGAGCGCCUUUUGCUGGGGAUCUUCUUGUGGGUGCUUUGCGUAGCCUAUGUGUGAUAUUCCCAUUCAUUGCUUUCCAAGCUUAUGGAUAUUACAAUAUGUGCAUGGGACAGUCUACAAGGCCAUGGUGCAAGGAAAGGAUACCUUUAUUCUAUGGUUAUAUCCAAGGUCAUUAUUGGGGAGUGGGGUUCUUGAAGUAUUUCCAAACUAAGCAAAUCCCUAACUUUCUACUUGCCUCCCCAAUUUUAUCCUGUGCACUCUGCUCAAUUAUACAUUAUGCGAAGCUACAGCCAGAAGUGUUUUUCUCAUGGGGCUUUAGAAGAGCUUCUCCUCCUAUGAGUAAUAAUGAGCAGAAGAUUUCACCCUUUACUUAUGGGACAAAUGCAGCUGGUCAAGAGGAGGUUGCUGAGUUAUUUGUGGAGAAAAAUGAUACCUUUCACAAACUACAAGGUAGCGAUCACACUCUCAAACUACGGAAACAAUACGCUGCUGUUAGAGGACAUAAUAAUUCUGCAACAGAAAGUGGAAAACCAAAUAAUCACUUGGCGGCGACGACGGCAGGAGCUGUAAUACCUAUGCAGGUUCCUUUGGUUCUCCAUCUCGGGUUCAUGACUGCCACAGCUUUUCUCGUCAUGCACGUGCAGGUUGCGACCCGCUUCUUAUCGGCCAGUCCACUACUCUACUGGUUUGGUUCAUACUUGAUGAAGCAUGGCUUUGGGAAGAAGAGACAGGGAGGCGGGUACUGCAUUUGGGUGUACUGUUGGGCAUACAUCUUUCUUGGCACUCUUCUCUUCUCAAACUUCUACCCUUUCACUUAAAGCCUAAAAGGAUUGGAGCCCCCCCCCCCCCCCCCCCACCUCCCCCCCACAUACACACACAAAAAGAGGAAAAAUGAAGAUAUGAUAAAUGUGAUGCUGUGGCGGUCUCUGAGCUUUUGUCAUAUUUUAAUAUGGUUGAGAAGACAAAAAGGAUGUACUACUCAUACAGUUAUUUGAUGCGUCAUUUCGAUACCACUGUUAAUGUGGUAAAUGAUCUAACGUUUAUAGUAAGAAUCAUAAAGUAAUUGAGUGCUCAAUAUGCUAGUUUUUCGAUUUUCCCAAGAUGACAGAACAUAUCUGGACAAAGUUUAUGAAUUAAGACAAUAUCAGAACUGACUGUAAUACACAAUAUUAUCCUUGAAAAUGGUGGUCU
Messenger RNA from Cuscuta europaea, 4303 nucleotides. NCBI's taxonomy places the organism in Eukaryota, Viridiplantae, Streptophyta, Magnoliopsida, Solanales, Convolvulaceae. The record is from the annotation of a GenBank genome assembly.